Acipenser ruthenus (sterlet) is the source of this 3895-nucleotide messenger RNA. Its product is annotated as exocyst complex component 5. Bases 177 to 2315 code for a protein of 712 amino acids. The transcript has 18 exons. Gene Ontology annotation, cellular component: exocyst; cytoplasm. The record is from RefSeq and is a predicted model, not a curated record. NCBI's taxonomy places the organism in Eukaryota, Metazoa, Chordata, Actinopteri, Acipenseriformes, Acipenseridae. Gene Ontology annotation, biological process: exocytosis; Golgi to plasma membrane transport.
GCGGGGCUUCUCGUCUCAGUUUCCGGUCCCGACAUGGCAUAGCUGGGCAGGAGAGCAAAACAGGCCGACUUUUCCGCUGUGAAAAUAAACAGAUAACAAGACAGCGCGAUUCGGAACUGUUUAAACCCUGAGGCUCGCUAUCCGUCUCCGAACUGACUGUCCGGUCCGGCUUGACCAUGAAUCAAGCCAUGGCAACAACAGCGCAGCUAUUCGAGGAGCCCUUUGAUGCAGACGAGUACAUCGAGAGGCUGGCCUGGAGGACCCCGGGGGGCGGCUCCAAGGGAGGGGCGUUGGCCUUCGACCCCAAAAAGCUGCUGGAUGAGUUUGAGAAUCACAUCGAGGAUCUGAAGCUGCUGGACGAGCGAAUCCAGAGGAGGGUGGAGAAGCUGGAACAGCAGUGUCACAAAGAGGCCAAGGAGUUUGCACACAAAGUGCAGGACCUGCAGAGGAGCAACCAGGUGGCGUUCCAGCACUUCCAGGAGCUGGACGAGCACAUCAGCUACGUGGCCACGAAGGUGUGUCACCUGGGGGACCAGCUGGAGGGGGUGAACACGCCGCGGCAGAGAGCCGUCGAGGCGCAGCGCCUCAUGACCUACUUCAACGAGUUCCUGGACGGGGAGCUGCGCAGCGACGUCUUCAACAACCCGGACAAGAUCAAAGAGGCCGCUGACAUCAUUCAGAAGCUGCAUCUGAUUGCCCAGGAGCUUCCUUUUGACAGGUUUGCUGAUGUGAAGGCAAAGAUUGCAAGUAAAUACCACGACCUGGAGCGGCAGCUGAUCCAGGAGUUCACGAGCGCACAGCGGCGCGGGGAGAUCGCGCGCAUGAGGCAGGCGGCCGCUGUGCUGCUGCACUUCAAGGGCUAUGCUCACUGUGUCGACGUGUACAUCAAACAGUGCCAGGAGGGUGCGUAUUCUCGUAACGAUGUCUUUGAAGACACGGCCGUGCUGUGUCAGCGUGUGAACAAGCAGGUGGGGGAGGUGUUCAGCAGCCCGGAGACCAUCAUGGCUAAACUCAUCCAGAACAUCUUCGAGAACAAGCUGCAGAACUUUGUGAGGGACAAUUUGGAGGAAAGUCGCAAAGCGGAUGCUGAGCAGUACCUGAAGAACCUGUACGAUCUGUACACCAGGACGACGACCCUGGCCGGCAAGCUGACAGAGUUCAACCUGGGCACAGACAAGCAGACCUUCCUGUCCAAGCUGAUCAAGAACAUCUUCUCCUCGUACCUGGAGAGCUACAUGGAGAUGGAGCGCGAGUUCCUCCGGAGCCGCAGCGCCGCGGUCCUGCAGAGAUACUACGAGUCCAAGAACCACCAGAAACGCACGCUGGGCACCGGCGGCAUCCAGGACCUGAAGGAACGAAUCCGACAGCGCACCAACCUGUCUCUGGGGCCGAGCAUCGACACGCACGGGGAGACCUUCCUCUCACAGGAGGUGGUGGUCAACCUGCUGCAGGAGACCCGGCACGCCUUCGAACGCUGCCACAGGCUGUCGGACCCCUCAGACCUGCCGAAGAAUGCUUACUCCAUCUUCCUGCUGCUGGUGGAUCACCUGUGUGUGGAUCACAUGGACUACGCGCUGGAGAUAGGACUGGCAGCCAUCCCCUCUCCAGACUCCAAGAAUGCAAACUUGUAUUUCCUGGACGUGGUUCAGCAGGCCAACACCAUCUUCCACCUCUUUGACAAGCAGUUCAACGACCACCUCAUGCCCCUUAUCAGCUCCUCCCCGAAGCUGACAGAGUGCCUGCAGAAGAAGAAGGAGGUCAUCGAGCAGAUGGAGGUGAAGCUGGACUCUGGCAUUGACAGGACCCUGAACUGCAUGGUGGGGCAGAUGAAGCACAUCCUCGCCACAGAGCAGAAGAAGACCGACUUCAAACCAGAGGACGAGAACAACGUCACAAUCCAGUACACCAACGCGUGCGUGAAGGUGUGUGCCUACGUGAUGAAGCAGGUGGAGCGGGUUCGGAUCUCGAUGGAUGGGAAGAACGUGGACACGGUUCUGAUGGAGUUUGGCGUGCGGUUCCACCGGCUCAUCCUGGAGCACCUGCAGCAGUUCACGUACAGCUCCAUGGGGGGCAUGCUGGCCAUCUGCGACGUGGCAGAGUACCGGCGAGGGGCCAAGGAGUUCAAGGUCCCGCUGGUACUGCAGCUGUUCGACACUCUCCACGCGCUGUGUAACCUCCUGGUGGUGGCCCCUGACAACCUGAAGCAGGUCUGCUCGGGGGAGCAGCUCACGAACCUGGACCGCAACCUGCUGCACGCCUUCGUGCAGCUCAGAGUGGACUACCGUGCCGCCAGACUGGGGAGGCACUUCAGCUAGGAGGGCAGCGGCAGAGCUGCACGAGCCCAUUAUCCAACGGUUCGAAUGGGCUUCACCACUGACAAUCGGGUGAGGGUCGUCAGCAUCGAUUUGGGCUGAUUCACCUUUCAAAGUGAAAACCAGUGAAGAAACAGCGGCUGGGGUUUGUGUGGAUCGCUGUUCUCUGCAGAGUGAAAAGCAGCGAUCAACACAAACCCAAGCACAGCUGUGUCUUUACUUGUUUCACUUUGAAUCAGCCCGAUUCAACACCAGGGACCCUCACCCGAUUGUCAGCACCUGUUUUCUGCGGAGAGCGUGAUCUCAAUAAUCUGUUUGUGCAGCGCUGGGUAGCAGGGCUGCCGGUCAGUACAGUGUCCACACCGGCCGACACCGCGUCCAUCCAGCAACAGAAAGCAAGAACAGACUUCAGAGAGCAAGGCUUCAGCUAAUAAGACAACACGGUUACCAAUCAGGACAGAGUGGCUUCAGAGAAAGCACAUGAGGGCUCCAGAUCAACCACACUGAGGAGAUGCUCCAGCUAAUGGGUAACAACAGUACAGCCCAGCAGUGUGUCAGAUAAGAGACAGCAGCGCUGCCUGGCGUUCAGCUAAUGCACAGCGAGACUGCUUAUUGGCAUUGCCGAUCAGGACAGCGUGGCUUCAGCUGUUAAAUAUCAAGACUACCGAUCAGCCCUGUGACCCUUCAGCUGGCUGGGAGACACCUUGGCCAACAAACAGAUCCACACAUGAAUAAAAAAGACUCCUAAUCUGCAGUGCUGGAUCGUCCGCUUCAGCCUAUAGACACGUCACUGCGAGGGUGCAGCAGUAAUGAAGACCUGGACUCUCAGGGGUUCCCAGAAGGACCUUAGUUAAGACACACUGGUCUAGCUUGGGUAUAUACCAUGUGUCAUUUCUUCAGCCCCAUCUUUUGAACCCAAAAUGUAAACCUCGCGUCCCAGCUGUCAAUCUCAACUCCUUAAAAUAGCGUGUUUAUCUGUAUUCUGUACUAAUUGAACUUCUGAGCUGUCGAGACAGUGGGCUUGUUUUUUGUAGUGCCAUAAACUGCAGCAGUGGGCCAAGUUGACCCCAUGAGUAGCCGCUGUCGUGUGCCUGUGCCCGGGACUAAGGGAGGGGUGGUGGCCCCCUCAGGUCAGGGUUAGGUAGGUGGCUGUUUUGGGGAGGUUUGCACAGUGAAGCACCUCCAUGCUAGUCUUCAAGCAGUUUGAUUAUUGAUUGAUGGCUUUUAUUGACAAGCCCGUCAAUCCGGCUGCAGCGCUGCCUGAGUUCUGGGUAACGUGUACCCAACAGCGUGCGAUUGUACUGGGCACACUGUACUUGUACGUAAGACACUAAGCCACAAUGGUCAUUUAAAACUAAGUGUCCUCCACCCAUCCCUUCUGUCCCUCCCUGCUCAGAUAGUCCUGUACAGAGGUUCAGCCCGGCACACACACUGAACACUAGCGAUGUAAGAAUGUAACUUUACUGGCUGCUUAGUGAAGUGUUGAAAUACGACUGCUGUGUGCGAAUUCGGAUCUGAUGAGUGCUCUGCGUAAGUGAUGAUGUUGUUUGCUUGCUGUAAAUUAAACUGAAGACUUGAGAGCA